GAAUUAUUUCUCAGAGAAAUUAAUGAGACACCAAAGCAAGCAAGCACUGGUGAUGAUGUCCGAGCCGGUGAAGCUCAUCGGCUGCUUCGGAAGCCCGGUGGUGCACCGCGCUGAGCUGGCGCUGCGGCUGAAGGGUGUUCCCUACGAGCUCAUCACUGAAGACCUCAACAACAAGAGCGAGAUGCUCCUGAAGCACAACCCCGUCCACCAGAAGGUGCCCGUGCUCCUCCACGGCGACCGGCCGGCCAUCUGCGAGUCGCUCGUCAUCGUCGAGUACGUUGACGAGGCUUUUGAUGGGCCGCCGCUCAUGCCGGCCGACCCUCUCGCUCGCGCCGCUGUUCGGUUCUGGGCCAGCUUCAUGGACAAGGAGUGUAGGGAGUCCAUGUGGAUGGCGCUGUGGACGGACGGCGAGGAGCAGGCCGGUGCCAUCAGUGCGGCGAAGGCGAACCUGACGCUCAUCGAGGGGCAGCUGCCGGAGGGGAAGAGGUUCUUCGGAGGCGACACCAUCGGCUUCCUCGACAUUGCUGUCAGCUGGAUUGCGCACUGGAUGGAGAUCUUUGAAGAAAUUGCUGGGGUUCGGCUGCUGACGGAGGAGGGGCACCCGACACUGUACCGGUGGGCGAGGGAGUACACGGCGAAUCAGACCGUGAGGCUGUGCCUGCCGGACAGGGAUCGCCUGCUUGCCGCCUUGGCGCCGAGCAGGGAGAUCUUCGUGUCCAUUGCCAAGACGAUGUCUACACAGAAACAGUACUCCGUAUGUUGGAUCUGUAACAUUUGA
This is a messenger RNA of Lolium perenne, 778 nucleotides long. Its product is annotated as glutathione transferase GST 23-like. The record is from RefSeq and is a predicted model, not a curated record. Gene Ontology annotation, cellular component: cytoplasm. Gene Ontology annotation, molecular function: glutathione transferase activity. Lineage: Eukaryota; Viridiplantae; Streptophyta; Magnoliopsida; Poales; Poaceae. Gene Ontology annotation, biological process: glutathione metabolic process.